AUGGUCAUGGUCGCAGGACACGUGCGUGAUACGGACGAGACACAGCCCAUGAACUCGGACACUGCGGAGUCUCAGCCGGAUGACUUCUAUGACCACAUCCAUGGCAGGAAGAUACUUGCAUUGCCGCCUGUUCCAAAGUUUGAGGAACCCUCCUUGGUGCCUGGGCCUUUGCACCGUUCUGAGGGCAAUCCCAAGGUUGAGAAGAAUGCGCCGCAGAAGCCUUCUCAGGCGUCUUUGGGAUUAGAUGAAUGGGCUCGCUUCACAGAGCUGGCGCCGGUGCUUACCCGCAAAGACCAAUUGGAGCUGAAGAAGGGCAUUCCCGAGGAAGGCAGCUGCUGUGAAGAACUCGCUGAGCUUGCCGAGAAGGAGAAGCCCAAGAAGAGGAGCAGGGCGAAGGCUGGCGCCAAGACCAAGCCAGGCCCAAAGAAGCUGCAGUUGUCGCCAAAGAUGAAGCUGUCACCAUUGGCCCGGGCGACAAAGCUGAAGAUGCAGGACACCCGCUACUAUGAACCUCGAGGAUCUCAAGAGCCAGAGUUUGAGGAAAUUGGCUCCAAGCGUGGACGUGGUCAUGGACGUGGCCGGGGCCGCAGCCAGACCAAGCGCCAGGCUAGGAAAGGCAGUGAUGCCGUGGAGGCCUCAAGCCCUGAAGAGGUGGACCAUCACGACCCUGUCCGGAGAAGGCUCUUUGUGGAGGAAGGUGAGGGGGAUCCCAUGGCUGAGCACCCUCACCACAUCCUUGAUCCGCUUGUGGCCAAGAUGAAGGCAAAGGAGGCGAAGGCCAAAGCCGCCAAGCCGCGUGCAAAGGCAAAGGCAAAGGCCGAAGCAUCCGCAGCCUCGGGAUCCACGCGGCAGAAGAGAGUCCGCAAUGCUUCUGCUGAAGCAAGGCCGAAGGCUCAGGCCAAGAGGGCCAGCUCGAGACCACAGAGGGUGGAUGAUGCAGUCACUCAGGAACACCUGAGGGACGAAGGCAUUUUGCGAGACUUUGCAGGGAGGCUGAAGUCGGAAGCUGCUGACCCUUCGGUUCCCUUGGAAGAUCUGAAGGUGAUGUUGGCAUCUGACCUGAAAUGGUUUCCUCGAACUCGAGUCAUGCCCUAUUGGAACAGGCCUGCCGCAGCCGUGAAGUGGGUCGCAGACGGAGAUUCGAGGCAAAUCGCCUACUUUCCUGAAAUCGGUCAGACCGAGAAGGGCAAGGAGCUCAACAGGCGUUUGAUUGUCCAGAUCUUCGCUGCCCGACUGUUUGUGGCUUUGGCUUGA
This is a messenger RNA of Durusdinium trenchii, 1254 nucleotides long. The record is from the annotation of a GenBank genome assembly. NCBI's taxonomy places the organism in Eukaryota, Dinophyceae, Suessiales, Symbiodiniaceae.